Molecule: messenger RNA, 2109 nt
Organism: Saccostrea cuccullata (small rock oyster)
Lineage: Eukaryota; Metazoa; Mollusca; Bivalvia; Ostreida; Ostreidae
Exons: 5
Coding region: 19-1104 (361 amino acids)
Source: RefSeq, a predicted model, not a curated record
GCACACUAUGUUCCCUGUAUGAACAAAUUAGACUUUGGAGAGCAUUUAAAAUAUUAUAUUACACACUUAGAACAACAAACAUCUGUUUUAGUGUUCAGUUUUCGGUUCCUGCCUCAUUUCUUUUAUUUCCGUCUCAUAGUAGCCUGUAUAGUCAGCACAGAGUGGACUAUAAUUGAAGAAAAUGGACAAAAGUGUUUGUUUAAAAACAUUGCUUUAUUUAAGUUUGAAGGACACAUAAUAGGUGUAGCUGUUACUACAUCAUUUAUUCAAGUUCAGAUAUUUAAACAGGGAAAUGGGCAUCUCAGUGGAGAAAUUACGAGGAAAAUAAAGAAAACGAUGGAAGAUGUCCUUGAGCAGCUGGCGAAAAACUUCCACAAGAAAACACUGUAUGAGAUCGGUUAUCAGUGUUCAAAGCAAAACGUAACAGAAGGAGAUGCUCUUUGCUUCAUUUCAGAGAAAGAGUUGAUUGGUAGAGGAGAAUUUAGUUGUCCCAACCAUGGACUGGAGAAGCAUCAUAUCAUAAAAGAAAAGGAACUGCUUCUCUUUUGGAAAUAUGAUUCUGACAACAUAGCAAAUCAGGACGACUGCACAACAAAUGCACCCGUCGGAAAAUUACCAAAUCAAAAUUAUUACAUAUUUACACAGCUGAUAGAUAUAGGCAGAAAAUCACUUCAAAUUUAUUUCGACAAGAUUUUCCCUUCAAAAGACAUUAUAUCAAUAUUCAUGAAAAACAAAGUCGAUAUGGAACAUGGAAAAAACAAAUUCAACAAAGAUCAACUGGCUAUUCUAUUUGCAGGCAAUGGAACCAGUCCAUCUUCUUCAGCGUUUGACGUGACGAUUAUGUAUAAACUAUUGAGAUACUACGGACCAAAUGUUCAGGAUCCACUGGUAGGCUGGGGGAACAAACCAGAGGUAGGAAAGAAAAGUGAAACGGAUGAUGUCGAACGGAUACGAUAUUACAGAAACAUGGUGGUACAUCAAACAGACAAAACAAUGGAGCAAGAAGAACUGGAUAUUUUCUGGAAGGAUUUAUCUCAGGCAAUAAUGAGACUCAGCAAUGGAACUUUGGAAAAAGAAAUUCAAGCUUUAAAGAUGCAGAAGUAGGGUUCAUGAGAAACAAAUAUAUUUCACGAACAUCAAUGAUUAAAAACGUGGUGCAUCCUGAUGCAGAGAGGAGAGACAUUGAUAUCUGAGUUAAACCAAUUCACAAUGUCAAACUGAAAUAAGAAAGAAAUUCCAGUGUUAUUUUACUCUAAUAGCACAGCCUUCGUUCGAUGAAAAGAUUACAUAAAUUUUGAACGAUAUUAACAUUGUAGAUAUUUUUUUCAAUAGUUACAUUUUUGGAAUUUUGAUAAAAGAAAAGAAAAAAUAAACCUAAUGUGAAAGUGGCAUUUUUAUGAAGAGAUAAAGAAACGUUCGAAAAAAUACUAAGUUUUUUUUCCAUUAGGAAGACAUCAGAAGCAAGUAGCAACCGCUUAUAAUAUAAUGCCACUUAAUAAUACCAAAUAUCGUUAAGAUUUUAAAUGAAACUAUAACAAUAAAUAUCUGCAUUAAUUGUUGACCUUUUCGAACACAAAUGCUAAAUCUUAAAUUAAGGAAAGAAUGAUUAAGCAGAUGAGCAUGUCAACAAUUAAAUAAGUGCAAUGAUUUAUGACUUUUAGCCUUGUAUUGCAACGCUGUUGAAUUUUCUACAUGUAGAUCAUUGAGCGCUGUUAUGUCACAAAUGGUUCUUACAGAGCGAUAAUAUUUAGCUAACAAGCCACAACCAUAACUUUCAGAGAACGUCUUUAAGGACAACAUUUGGUUCCCUUUUUUUUUUAAACAUCAAUGCUCGAAUACGUUUCUAUGAUUUGGAAGAUGCAUUUCGGGCGGAAAGAUUAAACUUAAUAUGAUAAAGCUUAAUUUGAUAAAAUAUUAGAUCUUCUAAAUUAUAUUGUGGUUCGCUAUUUGCUGAGCGUCUCUAGUGGUGGACACGUUAGAUUUUCUAUAUUAUAUACUGUCAGAUUUCCUUUGUCUUUGAUUAAAGUCUGUCCAUUAAAACUUCAUAUUAUAGCGAUUAAUUGUGCUCACAGAUGCCUGAAGAUUUUUAUCCCUCCCCCAAAAAAAAAA